AUGCACCGCUGCCUUGCCAUCUCCAUUGUCGUCGCCGCUGCCUGUCUUUCUGGUGCACAUGCCGCUAUUUCCGUUGGCCUCACGCGGACACAGAACGGCUCUCUAAAGAACGUGGCCAAAGCGGAUCAGGCACGCCGGGCAUUGUUGAGCAGAGCCAACAGCGAGGGCGCAACAAGUCUUCCGAUCGCGCAGUUAGGGUAUGCAGCUUACACUGCCUCUAUUGGAAUUGGAAAUCCUCCCACCUAUUACAAUCUCCUCGUGGACUCUGGAAGCUCAAACACAUGGAUAGGCGGUAACAAACCCUACGUUAAGACUAGCACCAGCGUUCCUACUGGAGAGGCCGUAAAUGUGAGCAACGCCGGAGGCGCAUUUGUCGGUAGCGAAUACUAUGACGAAGUAGCUCUUGCGCCUGGGCUUAUCAUUAGGAACCAAUCCAUUGCUGACGCAACUGGGGCUAUGGCCCCACCGGGUGUGGACGGUAUUAUUGGCUUUGGUCCUGUCAACCUCACGUUGCAAACAUUCGAGAACAACCCGAUGCAGACCAUUCCUACUGUGAUGAACAAUGCAUAUGCUCAAAAGAUCAUACCAGAACAGGUCUUGGGUGUAUACUUCGCACCUGCCACCUCAAACUACUCGAUGAACGGACAGCUCACUUUUGGAGGCGUCGACGAGUCACUGUGCGUUGGCCCCAUUCAUUGGACGCCAGUUACCACGACCAAAUUCGCUGAUCUAUACUGGGGCGUGAACAUCUCUGCCUCGUACGGGAGGAAGACGCUCAUACCCGCCACGCACUCCGGGAUCAUUGACACUAGCAGCACAUUGACCGGUGUUUUGGAUGCAUGGUAUGAGACAUACAUCAAGGCGAUUCCGGGAAGCUUCUUCGACGCGAAUGUCACCGGAUUGACUGCUAUCCCCGAGUCGUCAGUAAAGCACAUGCACAUGAUCGCCAUUUUCGUGGAGGGACAGCCACUGCUGUGGGACGUAGAGGCACAGCUGGCUCCGAAGAGCUUGGCCACGGAGCUGGGUGGCGAGUCUGGGUUCCGCUACAGCUAUAUUGUGCCGAUAGGUACGGCGUUCUUACCGGGGAUUGACUUUAUAUUGGGCAUGAGUUUCAUAGAGCGUUUCUACACGGUCAGUCCUUGUUUUGACCUGAUGCCCCGUAGUGAUGUCGAGCCGUUCUGGUUAUAG
Fibroporia radiculosa is the source of this 1188-nucleotide messenger RNA. RefSeq lists its product as uncharacterized. Bases 1 to 1188 code for a protein of 395 amino acids. The record is from RefSeq and is a predicted model, not a curated record. Lineage: Eukaryota; Fungi; Basidiomycota; Agaricomycetes; Polyporales; Fibroporiaceae. Gene Ontology annotation, biological process: proteolysis. Gene Ontology annotation, molecular function: aspartic-type endopeptidase activity. The transcript is spliced from 7 exons.